AGUAAUUAAAUAGCACCAGGUGUGUCUCCAUCAUCACCUUUUACAAUUCCAGUGCUAGUAUACAUCCUCCAAUAUGUCAUCAAAAUCGAAAAAAGAUAUGGAAGAAGUAACGGAUAAAAUUUCCGACAUGUCAGUCGAGGAUCCAGGUAAAAAAUUAUCUCACAAAGAGAAGAAAAAAUUAAAAAAACAGCAGGAAUAUGAGAAAAAUUUGGAGAUGAUGACCAAAAUCGGUGGUCAGGGUCACAGUGAACUAGAUUCAAAUUUCACCGUAUCUCAAAGUGAAACACAAAACCGUGGCGCGCAAUUAUAAGAGCAUGCUGUUGACAUAAAAGUCGAAAACUUCAGUAUUGCUGCUAAAGGAAAACAAUUGUUCACUGAUGCUACUCUAUCGAUAGCUCAGGGUAGACGUUAUGGUCUCGUCGGUCCUAAUGGACAUGGAAAGACAACACUACUACGUCAUAUAGCAAAUAGAGCAUUCAAUAUACCACCAAAUAUCGAUGUACUCUAUUGUGAACAAGAAGUUGUCGCUGAUGACACACCAGCUGUUCAAGUUGUACUUAAUGCUGAUAUUAAAUGCAAAGAAUUACAAAAUGAAUGUCAGAAAUUAGAGCUACAAGCUGAAUCUAAUAGCGACGAAGCCAUCCAAGCACGAUUACAAGAGGUUUACGAAGAACUUAAAGCGAUAGGAGCUGAUUCAGCAGAACCACGAGCUCGUAGAAUUCUCGCAGGUCUUGGUUUUAGUCGUUCAAUGCAAGACCGACCGACUAAAAAUUUUUCCGGAGGAUGGAGAAUGCGUGUUUCUUUAGCACGAGCUCUAUUUGUUGAGCCUACACUUCUACUACUUGACGAACCCACAAAUCAUUUAGAUCUCAAUGCCGUUAUUUGGUUGGAUAAUUAUCUACAAGGCUGGAAAAAAACUUUACUCAUCGUAUCUCACGACCAAAGUUUUUUGGACAACGUUUGUACGGACAUAAUUCACUUGGAUCAGGAAAAAUUAUUUUACUACAAGGGUAAUUACACGUUGUUCAAAAAAAUGUACGAGACCAAGUGGAAGGAGUCUUUAAAGUUGUACGAGAAGCAGGAGAAACGUAUAAAAGAUUUGAAAGCUUCUGGACAGAGUAAGAAGCAAGCUGAGAAAAAACAGAAAGAAGCUCUGACUAGGAAACAAGAAAAAAAUAGAACUAAAAUGCAAAAACAGGAAGAAGAUACCGGCCCGCAGGAGCUUUUACAAAAACCGCGGGAGUACAUUGUCAAAUUUAGUUUCCCUGAUCCACCCCCACUUCAACCACCUAUUUUGGGUCUUCAUAAUGUAUCGUUUGGAUACGACAAAGAUAAACUAUUAUUUAAAGAUGUUGAUUUUGGAAUAGAUUUAAAUUCACGUGUUGCUAUUGUUGGUCCCAAUGGUGUAGGAAAGUCAACAUUUUUAAAAUUAUUAAUUGGAUAAAAAACAAGAUUUCAUGAUUGAUGUGUACAUAUGAUACGAGAUGAAGCAAGUGCAUGUGUGUUUUUAAUUAAAAAUAAAUCUAAGGCUUUUUUAAAAAUAUUAGGUUAGAGUUUAUCAUAAGUAAUUAGUUAUUUAUAAGAGACUGUGUUAUAUGUACCUUAAUUAUAUAUUUAUGUUGUAAUAAUUUGUAAUUAUACAUACUUCGCCAUUCCAUUAUUGUAC
Messenger RNA from Microplitis demolitor, 1666 nucleotides. RefSeq names its product ATP-binding cassette sub-family F member 1-like. Lineage: Eukaryota; Metazoa; Arthropoda; Insecta; Hymenoptera; Braconidae. The record is from RefSeq and is a predicted model, not a curated record. The transcript has 4 exons. Gene Ontology annotation, molecular function: ATP binding; ATP hydrolysis activity.